This is a messenger RNA of Cucurbita moschata (crookneck pumpkin), 1551 nucleotides long. Its product is annotated as probable flavin-containing monooxygenase 1. Bases 1 to 1551 code for a protein of 516 amino acids. NCBI's taxonomy places the organism in Eukaryota, Viridiplantae, Streptophyta, Magnoliopsida, Cucurbitales, Cucurbitaceae. Gene Ontology annotation, molecular function: NADP binding; N,N-dimethylaniline monooxygenase activity; flavin adenine dinucleotide binding. The record is from RefSeq and is a predicted model, not a curated record. The transcript is spliced from 4 exons.
AUGUCUCCAAUUCUCUCCAAAAUCGCCAUUGUCGGCGCCGGAGUUAGCGGCGUCGCUGCCGCCAAGCAGCUGGCCCACCAUCGGCCAGUCGUUUUUGAGUCGUCUGAUUGCAUCGGCGGCGUUUGGAAGCACUGUUCUUACGCUUCAACUAAGCUUCAAUCGCUUCGUUCCGAUUACGAAUUCGCCGAUUUUCCUUGGCCGGAUAGGGACAACAUCAAUUUCCCUACCCAUCUCGAGAUUCUCGAGUACUUGAAUUCUUACGUUCGUCAUUUCGAUCUCCUCCGUUUCAUUCGAUUCAAUUCCAAAGUCGUCGCUAUUCGAUUCAUCGGCAGCGACACCCUCAAUGGAAACCCCGACGAAUUUGGACCGAUGCUCCCAGGUCAUCCCGUAUGGGAAAUCUCAGUUCUCGAUACUCUGUCUAAUACAAUUCAGUUAUACGAGGUGGAGAUGGUGGUGAUGUGCAUGGGGAAGUACGGGGACGUGCCGAUGGUGCCGGAGUUUCCGAGCGGGAAGGGGCCGGAGGUAUUCGCCGGGAAGGUGAUGCAUUCACUGGAUUAUUGCAAGCUUGGGAAGGGAGAGGCAGGUGAGGUGGUUAAGGGUAAGAGGGUUGCAGUGAUUGGGUACAAGAAGUCAGCCAUUGAUUUGGCUGUGGAAUGUGCGGAGGCUAAUGAAGGUGAAGAAGGGAAGGCAUGCACGAUGGUGGUGAGAGGGUUGCAUUGGACGGUGCCCCAUUAUUGGGUUUGGGGUUUGCCAUUCUUCAUGUUCUUCUCCACAAGGUCUUCUCAGUUCCUCCAUGAAAGACCCAACCAGAGCUUCCUCAAGUCUCUUAUGUGCCUCUUCUUGUCUCCCAUGAGGCAUACAGUUUCAAAAUUCAUAGAAUCAUAUCUGACGUGGAAAUUCCCUCUAAAAAAGUAUGGGUUGAAGCCGGAUCAUCCAUUUAUUGAGGACUACGCCUCCUGCCAGAUGGCUAUCAUGCCGGAAAACUUUUUCCGGGAGGCCGACGACGGCAAAAUCAUCAUAAAACGAGCCUCCAAGUGGUGGUUUUGGAACGGCGGCAUUGAGUUCGACGAUGGCUCCCGGUCGGAGUUCGACGUCGUCAUUAUGGCCACCGGCUUCGACGGGAAGAAAAAGCUCACCGACGUUUUUCCUAUGCCCUUUCGCACCUUUCUUCAGUAUCCUUCCGGCAUGAUGCCCUUGUAUCGGGGCACGAUCAAUCCAAUGAUACCGAACAUGGCGUUUGUGGGGUAUUUGGAGAGCGUGGCGAACUUGCACACGUCGGAGCUACGGAGCAUAUGGCUGGCCCGACUGGUGGACGAGAAGUUCAAGCUGCCGGAGACGUGCAAAAUGGUGGAGGAAAUAAAGAAAGAAAUGGAGGUGAUGAAGAGGACGACAAGGUUCUAUAAAAGGCAUUGCAUUUCAACUUACAGCAUCAAUCACAGUGAUCAGAUCUGUGAGGAGAUGGGUUGGAACCCAUGGAGGAAGAACACUUGGUUCUCUGAAGCUUUCUCUGCUUAUGGCAGUCAAGACUACAACGCCACCAACACCAAUUGA